AUGUGGAUUAUGGAGGUUGGAAUUAGGAAUAGAGUGACUAUUAUAGUAACCCGUCUAGACACCGAAACUGACAAGAGAGGAAGAAGUGACAAAGUUAUAUUUGGUUGUGAUAAAGGCAGAAAAUACAAAGAAGGAAAUAGUGAAACACAAAGUGCUACCAAGAAAUACGGUUGUCCAUUCAAAAUUAGGUCAACAACAAAAGAUGGUUUUCAUUGGAAGAUUGACGUAAAAUAUGGACUUCACAACCAUGGUUUACCGGAUAGAUUUGAAGGUCAUUCAUUUGUAUGUCGACUUAAUGCUAAUGAUCAACAACAUAUUGUUAAUUUGACAAAACAUCAUGUUCCACCAAGACACAUAUUAUUGUUAUUGCAAGAACGAGAUCCAGAGAACGUGACUCGAAUCACCCAAAUAUAUAAACAUAAGAGUAAGAUGCAGAAAGACAUCAGGGGUCCUAGAACAGAAAUGCAACAGUUGUUUAAGUUGAUAGAGGAUUCAAAUUAUGUUUAUUGGAGUAGGAAAAAAGACGAGUCAGAAGUUGUGAGAGAGAUCUUCUGGGCCUACCCAGAAUCUGUGAAGUUGUUGAAUAUGUUUCCUGGUGUGUUGAUUAUGGGCAGUACGUAUAAGACAAAUAAGUACAGGCAACCUUUGUUUGAAGUAAUUGGUAUGACAUCAACUGAGUUAACAUUUGUUGUUGCAUUUGCCUAUAUGGAAUCUGAGAAAACAGAGAUUUUUUUUGAUCAUAUCAAACCAUUUAUUGAUGACAAUGUUGAUGUUAAGAGUGAUGGAAAUUGUGGGUUUAGAUUCAUUACAUCACUACAUGGAUAUGGUGAGGAUGGUUGGUCAAUGGUUCGCCGUGACUUGGAUAAUGAAAUUAGAGGUUCCAGAAGCAGUCUCUAUGAGAAGUUAUUUGGAAGUCGCUUAUAA
Messenger RNA from Lathyrus oleraceus (garden pea), 924 nucleotides. Its product is annotated as protein FAR1-RELATED SEQUENCE 5-like. The transcript is spliced from 2 exons. Bases 1 to 924 code for a protein of 307 amino acids. The record is from RefSeq and is a predicted model, not a curated record. NCBI's taxonomy places the organism in Eukaryota, Viridiplantae, Streptophyta, Magnoliopsida, Fabales, Fabaceae.